AUGGAAGAGAAAAUUGCUAAAAAUCCUCUAGACAAUUAUUGGAUACAGGUGAACAUGACCAUCAAUCACCUGCUUGGUAUGAUUGACGGCUACGAUGCACAACUUGGGCGUCGACUAGGAGUUCAGGAAAUUGUUUCACAUCCUCUAUUCCUCAUCCAGCUAGCUGGUGACAUCGAAGAUUUGGCAAUAAAAUUCAAGAAACCAGAAACUCGUAGAAGUCGAUUGGCGGGCACUGGUCAUUGCUCAGCACUAGUAAAGGUACUCCCUGAUCACUCUGAUAUUUACUUUUCGCAUGUGACAUGGGCUUCUUAUUCUUCUAUGCUACGUAUGCAGAAACGCUAUACUUUUGCCACUUCAGAUCCUGGAAGAAGCUAUGCUUUCAGUGGUUAUCCAGGAUCUAUUCCAUCUGUCGAUGAUUUCAUAGUCACCUCUUCUCGCUUGGCUAUCUUGGAGACCACUAUCAGUAAUUACAACGAAAAGCUGGAUGAGUACAUGACGCCAGAAAGUGUAUUAUGCUGGAUUAGGACGCAGGUGGCUCAUCGUACUGCCUCAUCUGGUGUCCGAUGGGCGAAGACAUUUGCAAAAUACAAUUCUGGCACCUACAACAAUCAGUGGAACAUCCUUGAUUAUAAAAAAUUCCGUCAAGGUCAGCAGGACAAACUUCUCCAUGGUCUGCUGCAUGUGUUGGAACAGCUACCGAACCAUGUUGUACACACCGACAUGACGCAUACUCUGCUUCGACAACAAUAUUGGCCAAGUUACAAUUCGCCAUAUUUCCCAAAAAUCUUUGAAUGGUCUGAGACCGACAAAAUGGUGGAGAAAUUCGGAGACUGGUACAGCAACGUGGUGUUGCUUGACACCAUUCUCGACAAGUGUGCUGCAACAACAAAUGGUGUUGCUCAACUGCAUGUGCUAUCACAAAGCGGUGAUACUCGCUACUGCCGCAAGUAG
Cylicostephanus goldi is the source of this 951-nucleotide messenger RNA. Lineage: Eukaryota; Metazoa; Nematoda; Chromadorea; Rhabditida; Strongylidae. The record is from the annotation of a GenBank genome assembly.